AUGGCGGGACCGAGAAAGUCCCUCUGUGGAUUUCUUACCCAGGCCAGAGCCGCUUUGCGAGGUGCUAUCGACUCUAGCCAGAACGUGACGCUUGUCAUUGGCAAUGAGUCGGCCGACCUUGAUUCGAUGUCCUGUUCCCUACUUUAUGCCUACCUACGGUCCAUGUCACCGCCCAAGAAUGCCUUUAGUCCCCUCUAUAUACCGAUCACCAAUAUUCCCGCGUCCGACGUCCAGUUGCGACCCGAGUAUCUAGCGGUGUUGAGACAUGCCAACGUGGAAGCUAAGCAGCUCAUCACGCUGGAUGACCUGCCGGCUCCGGAGGACAUGCAAUCUCGUCUCAGGCCUGAGAAGACGAAAUGGAUUCUUGUGGAUCACAACCAAUUACAAGGCCAGCUGGGCAAAAUCUAUUCACAUCGCGUAGCGGGAGUCAUCGAUCACCAUGAUGACGAAGGCAGCGUGCCGAGGGAUACCGGUGAUGAGCCGCGGAUCCUUGAGAAAUCGGGUAGCUGCACCAGUCUGAUUGCCAACUAUUGUCGGCCUGCAUGGGACCAGCUCUCCGGGUCUGCAAUGUCUUCAGGUGCAGAACCGGGUCCAGAAGAGAGUAGUCGCUCUAGUGAUGCAGAUGCGGCCUCUGUGAAGCAGUGGGAUGCGGAUGUGGCCAAACUAGGCCUCGCAAGCAUACUCAUUGACACGGCCAAGCUUGAGGACAAGAGCAAGACGACGAAACAUGACGUUGCAGCCGUCGAGUAUCUCGAGGCCAAGGUGAUGCUUUGUCCGCAGCUUGCGGCAACCUAUGAUCGUAGAAGCUUUUACGAGGAGAUCGACGCUGCAAAGAAGGACAUGGGCGCAAUGGCACUGCAAGACAUACUUCGGAAGGAUUACAAGCAGUGGGAUCAGCAGGGGUUGAAGUUGGGAGUGAGCUCGGUGGUCAAGCCGAUUGCAUUCCUGCAGCAAAAGGCUGGUGAGGAAGAAGGGCAAGGAGGAGGAGGAGGCGUUGGGGCGGAGAAGGCGUUGCUGGGUGGGGUGGAGAAGUUUUGCAGAGAACGUGGGCUGGACGUGUACAGCGUGAUGACGACGUCGACAUCGUCCGAGGGCAAGUUCCAGAGGGAGCUGCUGGUGUGGGGGUUUGGGGAAAGUGGUGUCAGGGCGGCUAAGGGGUUUGCGAGGCAGGCCGAAGAGGAGUUGGGGCUGUCCACAUGGGAUGGACCCAGCGACGUGGCCGAGGGGAGUCUAGGCAAGGAGCAGUGGAGAAAGGUGUGGUGGCAAGGAGAGGUGCAGCACAGUCGGAAACGUGUCGCGCCUUUGCUCCGGGCAGCCAUGGGCAAUGGGCAGCAAGUUGUAGAGUAG
Plenodomus lingam JN3 is the source of this 1347-nucleotide messenger RNA. RefSeq lists its product as uncharacterized. The record is from RefSeq and is a predicted model, not a curated record. Gene Ontology annotation, cellular component: cytoplasm. Lineage: Eukaryota; Fungi; Ascomycota; Dothideomycetes; Pleosporales; Leptosphaeriaceae. Gene Ontology annotation, molecular function: exopolyphosphatase activity.